Messenger RNA from Parasteatoda tepidariorum (common house spider), 1967 nucleotides. RefSeq lists its product as uncharacterized. Lineage: Eukaryota; Metazoa; Arthropoda; Arachnida; Araneae; Theridiidae. The record is from RefSeq and is a predicted model, not a curated record.
AGCCUUUCACCAGUGGUCGCAUUGAUACCGAAACCUACUGCAGUAGGAGAACAAUAUCAUUUUGGCUACGGAAGAUCCUACGUAUGCAAUUUAGUAAUAUUCAUAUUUUUUUAUCAGGAAUUGGCAACUAGGGUUAUAAUCACUAAUAUAAAUCAAGUGUGCUUAAGCCUUCCCAACAUUUAUUUUUUUGCUUUCCAAUUAAUCGAUUGGUUGUUAGCAACUUCUGUGUUUUUAACUUAAACGUUUUACCAAUGAAAGCUUUAUAUAUUUCUUGCUAUUAACAAUAAUUUUAAAAAAAUGGAAAAUAAAAUCAAGACGGAGGAGUUCGUGUCUAAGUACGAGGCUGACAUGCGGUCUGUUCUUCGCGUGAGUGUUCCUAAAAUGCGUGAAUUUAUUGAAGAAAGUGAUUCAACUUCAUAUAGAAUAGGCAUAGAUUGUGACAGAAACGAACAUGGAAUAUUUUCUCAACAUGCUCAAGAAAGUGAAAUGGGAAGGAAAGAUCAAGAAGAACAAGAACAAUUGCCUCUGCAUAAACAGUAUAAAGAAAGUGAAAAAGUAAAAAAAAUGGAAGAAAUGAUGCAGACAAUAUCCUUUCAACAUGUUCAAGAAAAGGCAAAUGAAAGAAUACGGAAAGAAAUAGAAGUAGCUAUGCAGAAUCAAAAUGAUCAAGAAAAAGAUAGGCGUAGAAGAAAAUUGCAUGAACUGAAGCAAACUGUACAUCAAAAUGAUCAAGAAAAAGAUAGGCUUACAAGAGAAUUGCAUGAACUGAAGCAAACUGUUAGAAGAGAAUUGCAUGAAUGGGAGCAAACUGUACAUCAAAUUGAUCAAAAAAUGGAUAGGCUUAAAGGAGAAUUGCAUGAAUGGGAGCAAACUGUACAUCAAAAUGAUCAAGAAAUGGAUAGGUUUAAAAGAGAAUUGCAUAAACUGAAGCAAACUAUUAGAAGAGAAUUGCAUGAACGGUUGCAAACUGUACAUCAAAAUGAUCAAGAAAAAACUAGGCUUACAAGAGAAUUCCAUGAACUGAAGCAAACUGUUAGAAGAGAAUUGCAUGAAUGGAUGCAAACUGAACAUCAAAAUGAUCAAAAAAUGGAUAGGCUUAAAAGAGAAUUGCAUGAAUGGAAGCAAACUGCACAUCAAAAUGAUCAAGAAAUGGAUAGGCUUAAAAGAGAAUUGCAUGAACUGAAACCAACUGUACAUCAAAAUGAAUUGUUUCGGAAGGCGGAAAUUAAAAUUGCAUCUUCUGAUGAAGAAAGCAAGGAAUAACUGAAGCAAGAAAAUGAAAGUUGAAACUACUGAAUUAUCAAAUUGAGGCAAGUUUCGUAUAUUUUCAACUUAAAUACUUUUGAUAACUUCGUAAGAACUUUUAAUAAAUGACUUUUUAAGUAUAAUGCUUUUAAAAUUGGUUUAUUUAGUUUUAUCUUCUGAAGGAGCAUUUUAUUUAUUGUAUUAUAAUUGUAAAAACUUGUACGUAUUUUUAAGAUAAUUUCUGAUUUAAUAACGAAAUUUUACAAAUUUUGUGUUUAAACAAUAUUUUUUAAAUGUGAACAAUUGCUUACUAAUUGUUUGUUACAGUUCAUGCUUUCUUGUAUUUUGAAUAUUUUGACAAAUACAUAUUAACAAUAAUUUUUCCCCUGAUAUAUUCUAAUAUUUUUACAUACAUUGAAUAUGUUUAAUUUUUUCUUAAAUUCUUAAUUUAGAUUUUUCCUAAUAUUUUUUAUACAAACCUUGAUUAAAUGUCACGGUAUUUAAGGUAUGACAUUGUUUAUAUAAAGUGUUAAAUUUUUACACAUGAAUUGUAUUUUAGCACAAUCAUCAAAAUUUAAAGUUGCAUAAUCUGAAGUACUUCAAUAUGAAUUUUAAUAUGAUUUUUACAUUUAGAAUGUUAAACUUAUGUCAGAUUUAUUCUUAAUGCAAAUGAAAGUUUUUUUAAGAAAAUAGUUCAAAAUAUAAAAUAUUUAAGAAAUGAG